AUGGAAAGAGUAUUAAGGCAAUUAGAAGCAAUUGGCGGGAAUGUAGAGCAACGUACUAUUGAAACUAUGUUGGAGUCCAAGUUACCAAGCUGGAUAUUGAACCAGAUUUAUCAACAAAAGGAAGAAAAUGACCAGUGGUCUGUAGUAAAACUUCGACAGUUUCUUAGAAAAACAAUCAUUAGAAACGACCAAGUAAUGGAAUCGCAAUACACGGAUAGCGUAAGUCGAAAACUUUUGAUUGAACGUUAUCCUGAUUCAAUCAUCCCAGGAGUCCAAAUUGGUCGACAGAUAAGAAAAAAAGACCUUGCAUCUUCUGCAACAAAAAUCAUUGGGAUAGCAUUUGAUAUAUAUCCUAUAGUCGAGCAACGGAUCAAUCGAUUGAAAGAAAUUAAGAAACUGAUGAGGAAGAAUGCUCAAUCUCCUCAUUUAGUAAUAGAAAUUCCAGGAUAUGUUGUACAACUCAAACACAAAUUGGAAAAGCAACCUGACAUAAUCAUGGGUGCGGAUUAUUUUUUCGUUCUUCAUUCACAUGGAAAAUACUCGGCAACUAGAGUCGGGAUUCACGCUACUAAAUACCGAAGGCGAUUUCAAUUCCAUAAAGAGGAAUUACAAGAAUAUGAUAAAGUAAUACAAGAUCAACUACGUUCUGGCAUAAUUGAAGAAGUACAACCAUAUAUGAAUCAAGAUGGAAUCAUUCAUUACCUGCCACAUCAUGAUGUUCAUACUCCAGGAAAGAUUACCACGAAAUUAAGAAUUGUUUAUGAUGCUUCAGCGCACAUAAAGGGAAUGAAAAGUUUAAAUGAGGACGCAUUAGAAAAAUAUGCGAAAAUGAAAUCCAUCUUCAAUGAAGCAUCAAUGAAUUUAAGGGAAUUCUUAUCUAACGACGAAGAAUUCCAUGUAAGAUUCCCUCAUGAAGAUUGGGCAGUGAGAAAAAACACGAAAAUCCUCGGUAUUCCAUGGAAUCCCUGCCAAGAUACCAUUCAAGUAAAAUUAAAACCAUGGACUGGACCAGAAUUAAUGAAAUGGACAAUCUUACAAUUCGUCGCAUCACAAUACGACCCACUAGGAUUUCUAGUCCCGGUAAUGGUAAAAUUUAAAAUAUUUCUACAACACCUGUGGAAAGAAAACAAAUCUUGGGAUCAAAUAUUAGAGGAGCAAGAUCAUAAGCUAUGAUGUGCAUUACAUUGGAUAAAAAAUCAUUCUAAUCUAUUACCAAGAUUUGUUCAAAAUCGAGUCGAUGAAAUACGUAAAACGAAGUUUACCUUUCGUUAUAUCACAUCAGAAGAAAACCCCGUAGAUGCAGCAACAAAGGGUCUUAAUCCGAACAACUCAGAGGUUUCAUGCAAUGGUGGCAUGGGUCCUCGUGGCUAG
Acanthocheilonema viteae is the source of this 1371-nucleotide messenger RNA. NCBI's taxonomy places the organism in Eukaryota, Metazoa, Nematoda, Chromadorea, Rhabditida, Onchocercidae. The record is from the annotation of a GenBank genome assembly.